Messenger RNA from Saccharomyces cerevisiae S288C, 1644 nucleotides. RefSeq names its product Sng1p (gene SNG1). Gene Ontology annotation, cellular component: membrane. The transcript has a single exon. Bases 1 to 1644 code for a protein of 547 amino acids. The record is from RefSeq and is marked reviewed. Lineage: Eukaryota; Fungi; Ascomycota; Saccharomycetes; Saccharomycetales; Saccharomycetaceae.
AUGACUAAAUCGGUUGGUGAUGAAGAGUCACAGUACAUUGAGGACCCUAGUUUUGCAGCAGCAGCUGCAUUUACUGGCGGCAGGGACGGGGUUUCGUACAGUAAUCAGCGAUUUGCUGAGGGUUCCGGCCAUUCUUCUGACUUAGCAAAGUCAUUAGAAGACUAUCGGCCUCCUGAUGAAAAGCCGUCCUCAUUGUCAUCUGUGGGGGAAGGUGGCGCUAAUGAGGAAGAGAAGGGCGGUAACGACGGCGGUCCCUUGGCAAGAAUUCAAACAGGGCUUUUUUCUCCAAGACUGCGAAAUCAUAGGAAAAAGAUUCUCUCGAAGUUUGUUUUGAACAACUUCUUCAUUGCUUGUGUGUGUGUAUCGCUCAUAUCGAUUUACUGGGGUGCCUGUUACGGAACAGAUCGUUACUUUUUCAAAGUGAAAAAUAUUGUUGUAUUGCAGGAUGCGCCAUCUAAUACUUCAGUUCAAUCUAUUUCCGCGAUCAUACCCUCAUUGUUAGCGUCUGUCCCCGGGACAUGGCAUAUAUACAACGCAACAUCAUUUCAUAGGAAAUUUGGUACGACGAACUCCACCGAAAUUGACAGAAAGAUAGUCGAUUUAAUUUACGAUGAGAGAUACUGGCUGGCGUUAAACGUUAAACCUAAUGCUACAGACACUUUGUAUAAUUCUUUGAUUAGCCAAGACGCAAACUCGGAGUUCAAUUCAUCAAUUUUUUUUGAAUCCGUGUUUGAAAGUGGUCGUGACCCAUCGAGUGUUAAAUCGACCAUUCUACCACUCAUGCAACAAUUGGAGGUCCGCCUUCAGAAAUAUUACGUCAAGGAAUAUCUUCCCUCAUUGAUGAGCAACAUCACUUCUAAUGACAGAGAUCUUAAUAUAAACAUGGAGAACUGGGCGAUUGCAGGACAGUUGUUGUUCACCUACAACGAUUAUCGUCCCUUUGCUGAUCGUAUUCUAAUGGCCCCUCUGCAGGUCGGUCUGAUUUAUUGUAUUUUGUUAACCGUUUUACAACUGUCAUUAUAUGGUAAGUUGCACGGAGAAAUGGCCAGAGUUCUGAAGCCAAAGCAUAUUUUAAUCUACAGGCUUCUAAUUUCCUGGGCAACUUAUUUUCUUCUUUCCAUUGGAUUCUGUACCGUAUCUGCAAUUUUUAGGAUCGAUUUCACCCCCGCCUUUGGCAGAGGAGGAUUCGUAGUAUAUUGGAUGUCUACGUGGUUGGUAAUGAUGGCUGUUGGUGGUGCCAAUGAAAACGUUCUCAGCUUAGUUAUAGCUUACUGCCCUCCAUACCUGAGUAUUUGGUUGAUGACGUGGAUCAUAUUAAAUAUUUCUGCUUCAUUCUACCCAAUGGUUUUGAACAACGAAUUUUACAGGUACGGCUACAUAAUGCCAAUCCAUAAUGCCGUGGAUAUCUAUAAAGUGAUUUUUUUGAAUUUAACCAAAAGAAAAAUGGGAAGAAAUUACGGUAUUCUCGUGGCAUGGGUUGCCCUCAAUACAUCCUUGAUGCCAUUUUGUAUGAAGUUUGCAGGUAAAAAAAUGCAAAAAAAUGCUAUGCAAGCAGCAGAAGCCGCUGUCGCAGCAGCUACCCAGCGUGCUAGCCGCCCGGCAGAGGCCAAUACUGAUAAAAAUAACAACCCGCCCGGAAAUUAA